AUGAUAACAGAAUCCACUACACCGGCGCCAUUCGAGGGUGAAACAGCGAUAAACAGUCAAUCUGGCUAUGCUCGCGAACUUCUCACCAAGGUCGUUGGCAGCACUCCUUCCAUUGGUCAGAACGAGGAGAUAAAGUCCGCCUUGAGUGCGCUUGGAGAUAUAGUUACACACCAAGGGCAUGUCACCGUACCUACAGCUUCCACCACAAACUCUUUGAUCAACCGUGCGCUCUCAGACGUUGAUCCAGGCAAGCUGGAACGACCGCCCUGGCCUGCUGUCAAAGAGAUGCUUGAGAGAGCUUUAGAAUACCCAACGAUGGCAUUUGCAGUUAUCUUUCCUUUUCUCAAAAUGCGCAACUUGUUCGAGAUCUUUGAGAAUGCCUACCAGGAUCCAGCGCAUUGUGGCGCUCCGCGUCGCAUUUUGGCCUAUGGAGUAGGAUACAACCUGUUUACUGAGUUCUCGGCAAUGCCCUGGUGCACUGGCCUGGAUCAGAAUCAACUGCGUGGAUACGCUACGAUGUGCAAAUACCACAUGGAAGUAGCUAUCAGCCAGCUCGAUGUCUUCAUACCAGCUAGCUACGAGAACGUUAUGGCUCUCAUUUUGGGUGCUGCUUGUGCUAUUGAGAUGUGCAAGCCGUCACUUGCGUGGGUGUUGACCGCUAUGGCAGCUGGUCAGAGCCAGAACUUGGGCUACCACCGUUACCAGACCUUUCAGAAUGAUGAAGAAGAGGAACGGAACUCUAAGGUUCAUCUGUUCUGGAUGAUUUACAUGUUCGACAAGCAACUCUCAUUGCGUCUAGGUCGCGCGAGUGUCAUUCAGGACUGGGACAUGUCAUUACCAUUGAUCACAUCGACACCAACACCAGCAGCUAUGGCCCUGGGCGCGAGUCAGAUGAUGGCUUACUGGAUCAAGGUUGCGAAGGUUCAGGGGCAGACAUACGAGAAGCUCUUCAGCCCGGCUGCUUUUCUUAGGUCACCGGAAGAGCGUACCCGUACGGCUAUCGAGCUUGUCAAUGCUAUGAACAAGGCGUGGUAUGAACGUGGAGAGGCAAGUAUCAUGGACUUCACACCUCUGACUACGGGUGAGGAUCUGACAAAGCGGAGGAAGAUAGCGAUGGCAAGCCCUAACGAUACAGAGUUGCCAUCAAAGCGCAAGCGUUUCGUGCAGCAGCCCUUCGGGAUUUCGCUGCCGCCAGGUGAAUAUAUCCAAGGUUCCUUCGAACGAGUAGAAGACGUGUUCUUUCACGCGGAUGUCGUCAUGCACUAUUCAACGUGUGCUCUCAUACAGCGUGCCGUCAGUUCUGACAAUGUCACCUUCAGCCAAGAGUGUUUGGAAUACUCAAGAGCGGCGCUUGUUGCUCAUGAAAGGUGUAAUGCUCAGUUCAAUACUAAGGGAAAUGAAGAGCUCUGGUCAGGUUACAUCCAUUGGUCUAUCCUUCAGGCACCUUUCACUCCGUUCAUCGUUGUCUUUUGUGACGCCAUCCAGAAGUCUGACGCAGUAGAUCUCGAAACCCUUCAACAAUUCGUUGCGAGUCUCGAAUCAUGUCGAACAGUCUCCGAAGGUGCCAACAAGCUCUACAAAAUGUGUCACCUCUUCCUUCGGGUUGCAAAGCUCUACAUUCAAGCAAAGAAGAAUGACGCGAGGAGUCAACCGCAGACUGUGUCUAAGCCCUCUCCUAAUAACUUCUACACGACAACAGACGGAACUCAACUGGACCUCAGCACCAUGACACAGUUUGAUCCUUACUUGAGCGCUCUUGGACUCGUGCCCAACUUGGCCUGGCCGAUGGCUGGUUAUGCUGAUACGCCAACGGUACCGACAGCUAUGAACUCUUUCGCAAACAUGCAAAACGCGGCGAGCACGCAAGGAGUGGACGCCUUCGGUGUGGAGUACGCACCCAAUGGUGCACCCCAGAACGCAGUCCAGGACUGGUUUUCGGGGUCGCGUUACUUGAUGAACCUCAUGGAAGCCGGCGACGGCAUGCAGAUAUCAGAUAUUAAUGAUUUUGAUAUCCAGUUGUGA
Macroventuria anomochaeta is the source of this 2022-nucleotide messenger RNA. RefSeq lists its product as uncharacterized. The transcript has 7 exons. Gene Ontology annotation, molecular function: DNA binding; zinc ion binding. NCBI's taxonomy places the organism in Eukaryota, Fungi, Ascomycota, Dothideomycetes, Pleosporales, Didymellaceae. The record is from RefSeq and is a predicted model, not a curated record. The coding region runs from base 1 to 2022 and encodes 673 amino acids. Gene Ontology annotation, biological process: DNA-templated transcription.